Nilaparvata lugens (brown planthopper) is the source of this 1049-nucleotide messenger RNA. RefSeq lists its product as uncharacterized. Bases 1 to 528 code for a protein of 175 amino acids. The record is from RefSeq and is a predicted model, not a curated record. Lineage: Eukaryota; Metazoa; Arthropoda; Insecta; Hemiptera; Delphacidae. The transcript is spliced from 3 exons.
AUGUUCCAUGGUUUCUUCGAUUUCGUGAAUGCCCCAAGUCCUAGGAACGCCUUCCAUGUGGAACUGGGAGAGGAAGUCCUCCGGCUAUUAAUAUCUCGCAUCCGGCUCUGGAAGAACAUCAACGGCUCGCCGAGUAAUAGACUGGACAGUUGGAAACGCCAUACUAACCAAGAGGUUGGCGGUGGCGGAUGGCAGUUGACUGGCCACAUCGGAUGGCGAUUGGGUGGCGGCAUUCUCUGCUCCCUCGGCGAUGCUUGGAGCGAUCUGCGGAGACGCCAGCACCAUGUUGGACGCCCUCACUCCUUCCUCUCCGCCAGCUGGCCUCUCAUCGGCAUUUAUCACAUCGACGACAUUAUCGAUCCCAGUAGAAGACAAUUGGGCCAGGUUUUGCGGGUCGAAAUCGAUGGAGCAUACGCUGCCUCCCUCUCUCUCCCGUGGGGUCUCCGCUGCAUUGUCCUGGUGUUGUUGAUCGGUCGGUGUCAUGGUCGUAGGGUUUUGGGGAUGGUCACUAAAGUAGGAAAUUUGUGAGUUAGCUGGCGACUGGUUCAUGGUGACAAUAUUAUGGAAUACUUCAAACCAGUUGCCAAGUGUACUACCAAAUUGCAGGAAUAUUAAAAUGGACGUACUGAUGGUGCCUAUUUUGGAUAAGAUUGUGUGGUGUUAAAAGUUUCAAGUGUCAUGUACAUGUAUUACGCAAAGACCUUCUUAGUGAUACAGGUAUGAAUGCCAACAUGGAUAAAUUAUAUUAAUAUAGUUCUUAAAAUUUUAGGUAGGGUCUUAUCUUCCUUGAAAUUAACAGUAACCUUAUAUUUAAAACAACCUAUAACCCUGGUCAGCAUACAAUAUUUAGAUUCAAAGACCAAGAUCAAAAUUUUGCUAUAGAAUUUUAUGGAGAUUUCCAUCCAAUUUUUACUCUAUUAUUGAGAAUGAUGUUAUCAAACUCGUGUGAUACAGUUUGUCUGUAUUUAUGCUGCUUGAAAAUUUCAACUUGAAGAGCAACUCAAUUAUUUUAGCCAGAAACUUACAAUAGAUCAUCAGAUAUAUCUUGU